CAUCUCUCUGCGUUUCUCCCUCCCAUUCCAUCCAUUUGUCAGUCGCCUGCUUCGCCCGUCUCUGCAGCAUGUCGCUGAAAGUCCAGACCAGUAAUGUGACCAACAAGACAGAUCCAAAGUCCAUCAACUCCAGGGUGUUUAUUGGCAACCUGAACACAGCGGUGGUGAAGAAGUCGGACGUGGAGAGCAUCUUCUCUAAGUAUGGCCGGGUGCUGGGCUGCUCUGUGCACAAGGGCUACGCUUUCGUCCAGUACGCCAGUGAAAGGCACGCAAGGGGGGCCGUGAUCGGGGAGAACGGCAGGGUGCUGGCCGGACAGACGCUGGAUCUUAACAUGGCAGGAGAACCGAGGCCAAACAGACCCAAAGGCCUGAAGCGAUCAGCAGCUUCUCUCUACAGUGGCUAUGAGUUUGACUAUGAUUACUACAGAGAAGACUUCUAUGACAGGUUGUUUGAGUACCGUGGCAGGGUGUCUCCAGUCCCUCGGGUGGUGCCUGUCAAACGCCCUAGGGUGGCGGUGCCCCUGGUACGACGGGUCAAAUCUCUGCCAGUCAAACUGCUGGCACGUAACGCCUCUGUCCUCCCCACCAGCAACGGCAACAAACAGAGAUCAGUGAAAGGUACAGAGCUUCAGGCGAUCAAGUCAGAGUUGACUCAGAUCAAAGCCAACAUCGAAGCUUUGCUGGGCAGACUGGAACAGAUCACAGAAGACACACACAUCACCGCCACAGAGCUGAGGAAGGCAGAGCAGUGUAAGAGCGAGGAGGCGUGGCAGGAAGGGGAGGAGUCGAGCUCAGAGCUGGAGGACGAGGAGGAGCACAGACAGAACAGCGAAGCUGAAGAGGAGGAGGAGGACGAGGAGGAGGAAUUGGAAGACGAGGAAGAGGAGGAGCGAGAUCACACGCAGGAUGGCAUCCACAACCAUAUGCCGGAGAACAGUCGCCUAUCAUCAGAGAUGGACUCCAUUCACCCUUGA
Molecule: messenger RNA, 974 nt
Organism: Morone saxatilis (striped sea-bass)
Lineage: Eukaryota; Metazoa; Chordata; Actinopteri; Moronidae
Gene: raly
Product: RALY heterogeneous nuclear ribonucleoprotein
Exons: 7
Coding region: 69-974 (301 amino acids)
Cellular component (GO): nucleus
Molecular function (GO): RNA binding
Source: RefSeq, a predicted model, not a curated record